Messenger RNA from Anneissia japonica, 4507 nucleotides. RefSeq names its product somatostatin receptor type 2-like. The transcript is spliced from 2 exons. Gene Ontology annotation, biological process: neuropeptide signaling pathway. The record is from RefSeq and is a predicted model, not a curated record. Gene Ontology annotation, molecular function: neuropeptide binding; neuropeptide Y receptor activity. The coding region runs from base 381 to 1532 and encodes 383 amino acids. Gene Ontology annotation, cellular component: neuron projection; membrane. Lineage: Eukaryota; Metazoa; Echinodermata; Crinoidea; Comatulida; Comatulidae.
UCGAACCGCAUUCCAGUAACGCAGAACAAUUUUUACACGUUCGUGUGAACUUGACCGGAGCUCUGUAUAGACACACACAUCCAAGAACGAUUUGCAGACCUUAUUUUUUUAUUCAAUGUCACGGACAUAAUAACACAAAGUAAUAAGUUGUGCAUCAAGGCAGUAAUUGUCCGUUUGAACUCAAUGGACAAUAAAUCUUCAAUGUACAGUAACCAACAAUUAAAUUCAAGAUCAAUAGAACAGUUGCCAUAAAUACCGUAAUAUCAAGUCGCAGUCUUGCUAUUUGAAGGCCCUGUCAUUUAUAGAUUUAAAAAUAUAAGGGCGUAAACUUGGACCAAGUUGUGCAAUUACGAUUUUGUGCCCGCCUCGGCAUUUUAGCAAUGGCUUUAACGACAGACAACAUCUCUGCUAAUGGCACUAACGGAGAUUUGUACGACAUUUUUUAUAUCAGGUGGACAUAUUUUUUGUUCACUAUAUGUAUUUUCAUCGCCGCAGUUGGUGUGUUUGGUAAUGGAUUGGUAAUAUACGUCAUCCUGCGAUUUGCUCGUAUGCAGACCGUCACUAAUUGUUACAUUUUAAACCUUGCUAUUGCUGACGAAAUUUUUGUUCUUGUCUUGCCAAUAUUUGGUGUCAGUUUAUUAAAAGAUGCUUGGGAAUUUGGUACUGUCACUUGUUUCAUAAUCAUGUCAAUCGACAUUUUCAACCAAUUCACGAGUGUGUAUACACUGACUGCGAUGAGCGUGGAUCGCUACAUUGCCGUCUGCCAUCCAGCUCAAGCCGGACGAUAUAGAAGAUUUCCAAUUGUUGUUGGUAUUUGCAUCGGAAUUUGGAUUAUAUCAGUGUGUUCUGUACUACCAAUGAUCAUACACAUAAAACACGAUACCUCAGGUUGUUAUUUUGAUUUCACACGAUUCGGCAACACAGAAACAUGGACAAUGGCUAUGUAUCUAUAUACGCUAUCAUUGGGAUUAUUAAUACCCCUUGUGGUCAUCAUGGUUAGUUACAUAUUGCUACUUGUGAGGCUGAAGCAAGUCACCGCUCGCACAGGAAAAAGCAAAAAGAACAGAAAGGUCACCAAUAUGGUGAUGAUCAUAGUUGUUGUAUUUGUAUUGUGUUGGUCGCCGUUUUAUAUACUGCGUGCAUUUAUAGCGUUUCAAUAUCAAAGUUUAACAAGUGAUUAUAAACUCUUCAAAAUUCUCUUAGAUGGUACAAUGAUACUCAGUUACAUCAAUAGCUGCGCCAAUCCAAUCCUCUACGGCUUCCUCAGUGAUAAUUUCCGGAAGAGUUAUCAACAUGCUAGGCCUUGCGCUAAGAAUGAUCAAGCGGAUAUUUCCGUUAAUGAUAGUUACAUCCGUAAGAAGUACAAAUCAGUUACAACCUGUCCGCGCUUGAGAAGUCGCCGUGGCAAUCGGGACGAACUGGAAGAUUCUGCCCAGCGCGGGAAUAAUUACCGUUUGGCUCCUAUGACUAUGAUGACCUCAACAACCUGCGCUGGCAGUCCAUAUUCCAGAGUACCUAAAGAGGAUAUAUAGGCCUAUCACUGAAAUGUGUGAUUAUCCUACGCGUUGACAAUUGCAUUGUCUUUAGCGUAAACAUACUGUAUUAUUUACCUGACAAUGUCUUAUCAACCGUGCAUUCUACGAAUAAAACGUACAGUAUAUUUUUCAUCAAGUUACUGUUCUUUCGUUUGCCUUGAUCUCAUCCAAACUUGAAUCCUGUAACUUUAGGUCAAUUGGUUCUCGGCCACUGACAACUAACAUCUUCAGAACUUCAGAACGCUGCUUGCAUUGUCAUACUUUUUAACCGAAUUUCAAAUAUAUAUCACAUUAUUCAAACAUCUUUACUUUGUCACACAGUUAACAAUUUGAUUUCCAGACCUCAACUGAUUACUCACACUGGUGGAUCCAGGAAUUCCAAACAAAGGGGAGGGGGGGCAGGGAGGUGCUUUCACAUAUAAAAUGUCUAAUUCCAUUCCCAUCAUGAUUAGGGCUCGGAUACAAAAUUUAAUGGUUAUGGCACGUCGUCUAGAUGACCAGAAAGGGCACACUCCGAUUUAAACUGAAUACAGCUUUCUCUUUGUUUUUUUUUUUCAAUUUUCAAAAAAAAAAAAAAAAAUGGGCCAGCCGUCUGCCCUUUCCCAUUUGCUCUUUCCCUGACUCACAAAUGCAUUGACGUUCACGCUUCAUCAUAUACUUUUUUAAUAAUAAAAAAAACCAUAGCGAAUAGAAUUACAUCUCGAUUAAAAAAAAUACAUAUAGCAAAAGGUAAAUGUAAACGUAAGUUAAUAGCCAUAAAUUGAACCAGAUUUCUGACAACAGUAGUACUUCAUCAGUGGCAAGUGCUAAGAUGAAUAUUGCAGAUCAUAUUAUUGCUUGCAGAUCAAUACACGCUCGUCGCACAAGAAUCUUCCCAGAGGGAUACAUCGAUGCGUUUUUUUUAAAUAACAGAUGGUGUCUUACAAUUUAAACCCACACAAUUCUGCUCGUUAACACGCAAUUAGCUGAAUUUUAUUCAAAUGUUCUCAUUAAUUCCAGUCUUAAUUGCCUUAACAUUUGACUUGCAUCAUUCAGUUUCUUUUUAAGAAUGAUUGAAAAAGAUUACAGUAUGAGAAUCUAGAUAUAAAACAGGACAGACUGGAACUGGAAACAUUUUUUUUCACUGGCAUAUUACAUUACAGUUGAAUUGAACUUUGGCCUAUAUACUAUUUUUUCUCUGUAAGUAAAUAAUAUCUUAAGGAUGGAAACAGGUUGAAUAACGAUAAUCAUUAAAGCAAUCAUAAUAUAUCUUAUGUAGGCUUAUGUUCAUAAUGACUGAAAUAUUUAUCCAUUAUUUUGUUAGUCUUUGGAGUAUCCACACGCUAUUAAUAAUUCGUCCUCUAGUUCCUGGUGGUACUUUUUGAAAAUUAUAUGAUUACGUUUUAACGAAACCCCUGGAGUUGGGCCUUUGCAGUUCUAUACUCUUUGAACAUACAUUCAAUCAAACAUUUCCAAACAAUGCAAAUUAUCAUUGGAGCAUACAGCUGAGUUUGUGUGGUGGUUGCAUUUUUAAACAAUCCACAUACGGAACUAUUUCUUAUUUGCUUACUAGUGAUGUAUUAAGCAGGGAGGUUAGGCCUACUCACUGCGUGCGACGGCGACGCGACGGCAACGCGAUGAAGAACGCACGCGAAGACGCGGACCCAACUGAUCGUCUUUUUAAUGAGGAUCCGAUCAGAUUGCCACUGACAAUCAGAAGACGGCGUUGCGUCGUCUAUCGCUCGCCGGAAGCAAAUGUGGAUUCGUCGUGCGACGGUCGCACGACCGUACGACGCAGUGAGUAAUCGGCUUUACUGUACUCGCGAACGUUCGGGGUCUAAAACAUGUUAGCCGACCCAAGAAUUACUACAGGACAUUGAUUUUAUUUAUAUUCUUUUUGGUGAUUUUUUUUUACAAAUUCUAGGAAAAUAGAUUUUGUAUUUUGGUAAAUCUGAAUUAUUUUACGUUAACACUGGUUGCCAGUACGUUAAAACAAGUGCAAUAGUGUAUAAAUUUUAUCGACAAAGAAACAUUCACCUGUAGGUCUAUCGUUCUUCCACAUUGGGCCGAACAGUGGGCUUGCUUGUGGAAUUUGAUAAACGCAUUAGGCAUAAAGUACGGUAUUGUAAGUGCCUGCAAAAUCGAAAUCGCUGAAUUUUCGUAGUUGUGUAGUCUUGAAAAUAAUAAGGAGGUUUUGCAUGCUUACGAUAACGAAUAUCGGUUACGUCAUCACACAUUUAGUCAAUCCAUCCCCUAAUAGUAGCCUACCUGUCACAACGUAGGCUAUUCAGCCUUUACAUGAGUAAACGAUCAUAUUCAGCUCGUAUAUGUUGCCAAGAAUGUUUUAGGCACAAAUGACGAUAAUUCUGAUGACGUAUUCGUAUUUGUUAUCGUUUUCGUAAGGUUGCGAAAUGUCUCAGAGUGCAUGUUACGUAUAUUGUACAGCUUAAAGAUACAUUCACAUCGUAUCCGAACCGAAAUUCAGACCGCCUUUACGCGAUGCACUGACGGCCAGUUUCCCUGUCCUUGUCCAUGAUUCGAUUUUCUGAUCGGUUCUGUAGGCUUUCAUGCAAACAUUCGGAUACGGCGUGAAUGCACCUUAAUAAAAAAAAAUGUACAUAUUUAUAUAGAAUAUUUUAUAUUAUUUAAUCACUCAAGUCCCAACGUUUAAAGGUAUCGAAAGUCAUAUCGGCUUUCAUAGGAAAUGAAUCUUAUAAAUGCUAUAUUUUAUUAAAAGGCUAGUUUAAACAAGUACGGUAACUAAUUAAUUAUAUAUAUACAUACAUAUAUAUAUGUAUAUAUAUAUAUAUAUAUAUAUAUAUAUAUAUAUAUAUGUGUGUGUGUAUGUGUGUGUGUGUACAUAUACCGUAUAUAUAUGUACAUAUAUAUGUAUGUGUUUUCCAUUCGUUGUAUUCAACAAUGAGUACACAUUUUGAAGUAGGUUGGUAUUACUCAUUUUAUGCUUGUGUACCAUGAUUAAAGUGUAUAGCUCA